UGCGCGCAGUACACAAAAAGCCUCGGAAAAUGUCGGAAGCAAGUAAGAGCAUUUCUCCGUGAUAAUAUCUUAAGAUAUUAUCUUAAGCAUGGCCAAGAAUCUGAAGGUCACUAGUUCGAGCCUCAGCUGAGGCAACGCGUUGUGUCCCUGAGCAACGCACUUAACAACACAUUGCUCUGCGACGACACCAGUGCCAAGCCGUAUGGGUCCUAAUGCCCGUCUCUUGGACAACAUCGGGGGCGUGGAGAGGGGAGACUUGCAGCUUUGGGCAACUGCCGGUCUCCCAUACAACCCUGCCCAGCCCUGCGCCCUGGAAGGCCCAAUCCAUGAUCUCACGAGACUAGCGGAUGUCUAUAUAAUAACAAACAAGAGAAAAUCUGCAGAUGCUGGAAAUCCAAGCAACGUACACAAAAUGGGGGCGGAACUCAGAAUUAGUACUCUUUUCCAUAGAUGCUGCCUGGACUGCUGAGUUCCUCCAGCAUUUUGUGUGUGUUGCUUGUUUGCUUGUUCUACCUCCUCUUGCUCUGGACCUUUCUACCCGUUAAAAAUGAUAAGGAAUUUGUCUGCAGGAAACUUGAACACAACACACCAGUUUUGCUGUCUCUGUCCAGAUAUUGAAGAAGUGGAGCAAGGGAUUUACUCGAUCAUCCUUCCUACUCAGACUAUGUGAAGCAAUUUACUCCAUCAUCUGACCAACUGACAUACCAGUCAUUUUACACAGGUGGAACCCAUUCAUCUGCUCAGACAGUGUGGAGGGAUUCACUCGAUCAUCUCAACUGUAGGUACAUCAGCGAGUUCACACUGGGCAAGGCCAUUCAUCUAUUCUCUGUGUGAGAAGGGAUUCAGUCGGUCAUCCCACUUGUGGACACACAGUCAUUUCCAAUUGCGCAGAGGCUGGUCAUCUGCUGAAUUUGUGGGGAAGGAUUCACUCGGUCAUCGGACUAAUGGCUCACCAGCAAGCUCACACUGGGGAGUGGCCUUACACCUGCUCAGACUGUGGGAAGGGAUUCAAUGAAUCAUUUCAACUGAAGGUACAUCAGAGAGUUCACACAAGGGAGAGGCCAUUCACCUGCUCCGUUUGUGGGAAAGGAUUCACUCAAUCAUCCGACCUACUGGUACACCAGCGAGUACACAUCGGGGAGCAGCCGGUCAACUGCUCAGCCUGUGUGAAAGGAUUCUCUUGUUCAUUUAAACUGAUGGUACACCAGCGAGUUCACACUGGGGAGAGGCCGUUCACCUGCUCAGUGUGUGGGAAGGGAUUCACUUGCUCAUCCCAACUGAAGGUACAUCAGAGAGUUCACACUGGCGAGAGGCCGUUCACCUGCUCAGACUGUGGGAAGAGAUUCACUCAGUCAUCUGAACUGAAGGAACCACUCUGUUUCUGGGAAGAGGUCUCCAACUCUCAGUGGAGUGCUCGAUGCUUCCUUGUCAACAUCUCAUCUGCUCAGAUUGUUCGGAUGCCUCCCAUGGAGGGUCAUACUCAUUCCACUGGUUAAUGCUUUCUUCCAUAGUGGUGAUUCAUUUUUCUGAGUUGGCCUUUCAUUUAAGUUUUCUGGUCUGUAUUUCUUAUCACGAUUGCAUAUACACACAUGGAGUGCAGAAUAUUGUUCAUUUUUGAUGGAAAUAUAUUCUUAAUUUUAUCUGACUGUUGUGUGAUUUCUUUUCAUGUGUGUUAUUUCUCUUCCUCCUUCUGUCCAAGCUAGUGUUAAUCUAAGUUGGUAUGGGUGUAGUCUUUUCUAAAGUUUUCUAAAAUUCUUAUUUAUCUUUGUAAAUUCUACAUUGAAAUGGGACCAAGAUAUUUUUAUAACAAAUAAUUCAAUGUCAGUGUUUAUUGCCUUUGUUGUGUUUGUUAACUAUUGAGCUCUGUUUGACAGGUUUUUUAAAGCCUUGAACUAAAUUCUGUGAAAGGUUUUCCCUAUUUUGCACUACUUCCUAUUUUCUUUGCUUCUUGAUAUUCCAGAUACGUGGGUAUGAAGAGUCCUGAUGAAGGGUCUUGGCCCAAAAUGUUGAUUCCCAUCCAUAGAUGCUGCCUGACAUGCUGAGCCCCUCCAGCACUUUGCGUGUAUUUAUCUAGAUUUCUAGCAUCUUCAGGUCCUUUUGUUUCCCAGAUGCUUACAUGUUUCUUGAAAGAACAAGCCAAUAACAAUCUGGUCAUGGGGUUGUGUGGCCCUGUUGUUAAAAUAUUCAAUAAGAUCAUUAGAAACAGAUGGCAUAGUGUUGGGAGUUGUAGAAACUGUGGGUAGAAUUAAGAAACAACAAAUGUAAAAAAAAAAUCCCUAAUGGGAAUUGUAUAGAGACCUCCAAACAGUAGUACGUAUGUGGUCCACAAAUUAGAAUGGGAGAUAGAAAAUGCGUGUCAAAAGGGCAGUGUUAUGGGGGAUUGUCAUGUAAGUGAUUAGGAUGGUGUUGGUCUCCAGAGGAGGAACUCCUAGAAUGCCUAUGAGAUGUUUUUUUGGAGGAGCUCAUGGUUGAGCCCACUUGGGGAUCAGCUAUUCUGGAUUGGGUGUUGUAAUGAACUGGAAUUAAUUAGGUCACUUAGGUUCAAAGAACCCUCAGGGGCAAGGGAUCUUAAUGUGAUCAAAUUCACCUUGGGAUUAGAGAAGGAGAAGCUAAAGUCAGAUGUGCAAUACAGAGAAUUAGAGAGACAUGAGAGAAAAAUUGGUCAAAAUUGAUUUAAAAAGUACACAGGCAGGGUUGAAAUCAAAGCAGCAAUGGCUGGAAUUUCUGGAAGUAAUUCGGAAGGCACAGGAUAUACACAUCACAAAGAGGAAGUAGUAUUGUAAUGGUAAGGUGACAAAACUGUGGCUGAUAAGAGAAACCAAAGACAACAUAAAAACCAAAGAGAUGGCUUAGAGCAAACAUUACUAGGAAGCUAGAUGAUUGGGAAGCUGUUAGAAACAAACAGACUGCAAUUAAAAUAAUUAAGAAGGAAACGAUGUAAAACAUAGAUGAGCUGGCCAGCAUUAUUAAAGAGGAUACCAUUUUUUUCUUCAAGUACAUAUAGUGUAAAUGAGAGGCUGAAGUGGAUAUCAGACCUCUGAAAAAUGAUGCUGGAGAAGUAGUAGUGGGGUCGGAGUGGAAGGAGAUGACAGAUGAACUGAAUAAGUUUUGUACAUCAGUCUUAUAUGUCGAAGACACUUGCAGGAAUAUGGAAGUCCCAAAUGUUGGUGGUCAGAAUGUUUAAAGUUACGUUACCCAGGAGAAGUUUCUUGGGAAACAGAUGGUCUGAAGGUAAAUAGGUCACCUGGACCAGGUGGUACACCAACCGGAGAUCUGAAAGAGAUGGCUGAAGAGAUAUGGAGGCAUUAGCAAUGAUCUUUCAAGAAUCGUUAAGGAAAUUUUCAGAAGUUUUCUGAUGACUCUGCCAUAAUUGGAUGCAUCAGCAAGGGAGAUGAGGCUGAGUGCAGGGCUACGGUGGGAAACUUUGUCACGUGGUGUGAGCAGAAUCAUCUGCAGCUUAAUGUGAAAAAGACUAAGGAGCUGGUGGUGGACCUGAGGAGGGCUAAGGCACUGGUGACCCCUGUUUCCAUCAAAGGGGUCAGUGUGGACAUGGUGGAGGAUUACAAAUACCUGGGGAUAUGAAUUGACAAUAAACUGGACUGGUCAAAGAACACUGAGGCUGUCUGCAAGAAGGGUCAGAGCCGUCUCUAUUUCCUGAGGAGACUGAGGUCUUUUAACAUCUUCCGGACGAUGCUGAGGACGUUCUGAGUGUCUGUGGUGGCCAGUGCUAUCAUGUUUGCUGUUGUGUGCUGGGAUAGCAGACACUAACAGAAUCAACAAACUCAUUUGUAAGGCCAGUGAUGCUGUGGGGGUGGAACAAGACUCUCUGACGGUAGUGUCUGAAAAGAGGAUGCUGUCCAAGUUGCAUGCCAACUUGGACAAUGUUUCCCAUCCACUCCAUAAUGUACUAUUUAGACACAGGAGUACAUUCAGCCAGAAACUCAUUCCACCGAGAUGCAAAACUGAGCAUCAUAGGAAGUCAUUCCUGCCUGUGGCCAUCAAACUUUACAACUCCUCCCUUGGAGUGUCAGACACCCUGAGCCAAUAGGCUGGUCCUGGACUAAUUUCCACUUGGCAUUAUUUACUUAUUAUUAUUUAAUUAUUUAUGUUUUUUUAUAUUGCUAUAUUUCUACACUAUUCCUGGUUGGUGUGACUGUAACAAAACCCAAUUUCCCUUGGGAUCAAUAAAGUAUGUCUGUCUGUCAUUGUAUACCAAGGAUUUUCUUCCUUCACUACUCCCCCCUCUCAGUUUCACCUAACACCUAUCACUUCUUCCAUCCCUUUCACCCCCACACUUCUUCUUCUGACGUCUCAUCUUUUUCUCCCCCAGUCCUGACGAAGGGUCUCGCCCGAAAGGUGGACUGUUUACUAUUUCCCAUAUCUGCUGCCUGGCCUCCUAGGUUCCCCCAGCAUUUUGUGUAUGCGUUGUUUGGAUUUCCAGCAUCCACAGAUUUUGUCCUGUUUUUGAUAAAAACAAAAGCGGGGUCAUAUAAUACAGCAAGAAAAUAGUGGGAAGUUAGAGGAUUUGAAAGCUUUUACAUGACCACCAGGAGACAACUAAAAGAAAAACACACAGGAGAGACAAGAUGAAAAAUUAGGGUAAGUGAGCCAUAAUAUCAAGUAUCAAAAGUUGUUCAGCUGUAUAAGGAGUAAAAGAGAGGAACGAGUUGACACUGUACCGCUGGAAGAUGAUUUUGGUGAAACAGAGUAAAGAAAUAGAGGCCAAACAUAACAAGUAUUUUGGGUUAGUCUUCACUGUGUAAGACACUAGCAGUAUAAGAUCAUAAGACAUUGGAGCAGAAUUAGGUCAUUCAGCCCAUCAAGUCUGCUCUAUCAUUCUAUCAUGGCUGAUCCCAGUUCUCACUCAACCCCAUGCACCAGCCUCCUCGGCAUAUCCUGUAAUUCCCUGACUGAUCAGCAAACUAUUAGCUCCUGCGUUAAAAGUAACCACCGACUUGGCUCCUGCCACCGUCUGUGUCAGAGAAUUCCACAGAUUCACUGCUCUCCGGCUAAAUAAAAUGCUCCUGAACUACUCUAAAAGAUCGCUGCUCAGUUUUGAGGCUGUGCCCUCUGUUAUGGCUACCCCCACCAUAUGAAAAGUCCUCUCCUUUUCCAGCUCAUCUCGACCUUUCCACAUUCGGUGGUUUUCAGUGAGAUUUAACACCCUCCCCCACCCCGCAUAUAUUAAGCAAAGGUCAGUGCAAGAGUACAGGCCCAAGGCUAGCAAACACGCCUCAUAACUUAACCCCUUCAUUCCCGGAAACAUCCUCUGGAUUGCAUUUGCCUUCUUUACCACAGACUCAACCUGUAAAUUAACCUUCUGGAAGUCUUGCCCGAGGACUCAUAUUUCCUUCUGUUCUUCAGUUGUUUGAACCUUCUUCCCAGUCAGAUAAUAGUUCACUAUUGUUCCUUUUGCCCAAAUGCAUUAUCAUACAUUUCCCAAUAUUGUAUUCCAUCUGGAAAUUUUUUGCCAAUUCUUCAAAUUUGUCUGUGUCCUGCUGCAAACAUAUUGCUUCCCCAGCACUAAUAACGCCUCCAUCUUUGAAUCAUCUGCAGACCUUGCCACAAAGCCAGCAAUUCCAUUAUCCAAAUCAUUGACAAAUAAUUUGAAAAGCAGCGGACCGAUUACUGCCCCAUGAAGACCACUAGUCACUUCUAGCCAACCAGAAAAGGCUCCUUUAAUUCCCACUCGCUCCCUCUUGGCUGUCAGCCAUUCUGCCUAUCCAUGCUAGUAUUUCUUCUGAUUUUUAUCCUGUUAAACAGUCUCAUGUGUGACACCUUGUCAGAUGCCUUCUUAAAAUCCAAAUAAAUUAUAUCCACUGUCUCUCGAUUGUCUGUCCUGCUAAUGACUUCCACGAAGAACUCUAACAGAUUUGUCAGGCAAGAUUUCCCUGCACAGAAGCUAUGCUGGCUUUGACUUAUUUUAUCAUUAGUCUCUGAGUACCCUGAAACCUCAUCUGUUAUAAUAGACUCAAACACUUCCCCAGCAUGAGGUUAGGCUAACUGGACUAUAACUUGCUUUCCUUUGCCUUCCUCCCUUCUCAAAGAAUCGAUUGACAUUUGCAAUCUUCCUGUCCUCUGGGACCAUGCCUGAAGCAAGUGAUUCUUGGCAGGUCAUGACCAGUGCUGGGUAAAUCUCCUCUGCACCCUUUCAAUCAUAUCCACAUCCUUCCUGUAGUGAGGCAACCAGAAUUUAGCAAAUUACUCCAAGUGGGGUCAGACCAGGGUCCGGUAUACCUGCAACAUUACCAAUCAGCUCUUAAACUAAAUCCCACAGAAGGCCAAUGCACCGUAUGCCUUCUUAUCCACAGAAUCAACCUGCAUAGCAGCUUUGAGUGUCCAAUAGACUCGGACCCCAAGAUUCCUCUGAUCCUCCACACUACCAAGAGUCUUACCAUUAUUGCUAGAUUCUGCCAUCAUAUUUGACCUACCAAAAUGAACCACCUCACACUUUUCUGCGCUGAUCUCCAUUUGCCGUUUCUCAGCCUAGUUUUACUUCCUAUCAAUAUCCUGCUGUAACCUCUGAUAGUCAUCCACACUAUCCAGAACAUCCCCAACUUUUGUAUUACCAGCAAAUUUGCUAACCCAUCCCUCAUCCGUUAUUUAUAAACAUCACGUAGAGUUGGGGUCCCAGAGCAGAUCCCUGAGGCGCUCCACUGGUGACCGACCUCCAUGCAGAAUAUGAACCAACUACAACCACUCUUUGCCUUCUGUGGGCAAGCCACUUCUGGAUCUGCAAAGCAAUGUUCUCUUGGAUUCCAUGCCUCCUUACAUUCUCAAUAAGCCUUGCAUGGGGUACCUUGUGAAAGAUCAUCUGAAAAUCCAAGCGAAAAACAUCCGUUGCUUCUGCUUUAUCUAUCUUGCCUGUUAUUUCCUCAAAGUAUUCCAAGUGAUUUGUCAGACACUAUUUUCUCUAAAGGUAUCCUGUUGACUUUGGCCUAUUUCAUCAUGCAUCCCCAAUUACAGUACCCAAAAACACUCACCCUUAAUACACUCUAACAUCUUCCUGACCACUGAGGUUAGACUAACUGUCCUAUAUUUUUUUUUCUUCUGCCCUCCCUCACUUCUUAAAGAGUGGAGUGAUAGUUGCAACUUUCCAGUCUGCUAGAACUGUUCCAAAAUCUAGUGAUUUGUGAUAGAUCAUUACUCAUUACUUUAAGAGAAUACUUAGGGGGAGCUUCUUCAUUCAGAAUCGGAGCGUGUGCAAUGAGCUGCCAGAGCAAGUUGCAGGGAUGAUUUCAACCAUUAAGAGACAUUUGCUUGUGUCCAUGGAUGGGAAGUAUAUGGAGGGCUAUGGUCCAGGUGGAAGUUGUUGGAACUCGGCAGAUUAAUGCUUUAGGACAGACAAGAUUUUUCUGUGCUGUAGUAUUCUAUGACUUCACAAUCUCUUCAGCUACCUCUUUCCGCACACUGGUGUGUUCACUUUCAGGCGUUUCAGCUUCCAAAACGCGUUUUCUCCUUUGUAAAAGCAGUCAAUCUGCAGGAGAAUUUGGAAAGUCAGAUUGGUGUGAGAUCACAAGAGAGGGAAUGUACUGAAUGCUUACGAAAUGGAUUUGUAGAGAAGCUGAUGGUUGAGCCUACUCGGGGAACUGCUAUCUUAGAUUGGGUGUUGUGUAAUAACCCAGAUCUUAUUAGGGAAGUUAAUGUAAAGGAACCAUCAGAAGGCAGUGAUCAUAAUGAUUGAAUUCCAACUGCAGUUUGUGAGGGAGAAACAUAGGUCACAUGCAUAGUAUUGCAAUGGAAUAAAAGCAAUUACAGAGGCAUGAGAGAGGUGAUUCCCCAGGUGGAUUUGAGAAGGAUGCUGGUGGGGAUGACGUCAAAGCAGAAAUGGCUGACGUUUCUGGGAAUAGUUCAUAAUGUACAGAAUAGGUCAUAAUGUCCGGCAGUAGUAGUUCGCAAACAGCGGUGCUAGGCUACCAUGGCUGACAAAGGAAGUUAUGGACAACAGGCAACUGAAAAAAAGCUAUAUGAAGGGGAAAGGUGAAAUAUCAGAGCAAACUAGACAAUAAUAUACACUAUUUUAAAAAUGCGAAAGGGAGGUAAUAGUUUAUUUUGGACCUCUGUAAAAUGAUGCUAAUGGGGUAGAAAUGGGGAAAAGAUGGUAGAUGAACUUGAUGGCUACUUUGCAUCCGUCUUCUCUGUGGAAGACACAGCAGUGUGCCAGAGAUCCCUGAGCAUCAGGGAGCAGGAGUGAAUGUCAUUGUUAUUACAAAGAAAAACGUGCGAGGCAAACUCAGGUUCUUACAGUGGAUAAGACACCUGGACCAGAUGGAGUAUAUCCCAAAGUCCUGUGUAACGUUUAAGAAACAAACCAGCAGCAAUACAGUUCACACCAGAGUCUGGUUUUGAUGUUAAAACCAUUAUCUUUAUUAGUAACUACUUAUAAAAUUGUAAGUUAAACAAAUUAAACAAAAGUUAACAGUGUUAUAAGUAUAAUUAUGUGUAAAUAUAUCUCCUAAACUAUUGAGCCUGGGGUAUUAAGGCUUAGAGUCUUGAGAUGGUGACAUAGGAAAUUUCAGUAAUCCAAGGAAUAAAUGAUCAGAGAGUGAUGUUUGUAGUCCAGGGUAAAUGUAGAGAGAAGGCAAUUAUGUCGAAUUCCACAGGUAAACACAAACCAUCAUCGAAGAUCUUGUCCGUUGAAUCGAUCAAAAAUCCACUUCGAAAUAUCACCAGUGACCUGUCAGACGAAUGUCGUCUUCAAGUGACUACCACAUAACAUAUCCAGGUAAGGGUUAACUUCAAGUGGUCCCAAAUUACAUUCCUAAAUCUACUCCUUUGGAUUAUACGAAGUGACAGACACACAUUCUGGAGCAAACCUUGCCCUGGCAGUUCUUAAAUAAAUGUCUAACUCAGACUACGAGAGUGGCUGUUCUGUCUCCCUCGUUCUGAGUGUGAGUGUGUGUGUGUGUGUGUGUGUGUGUGUGUGUGUGUGUGUGUGUGUGUGUGUGUGU
Molecule: messenger RNA, 8951 nt
Organism: Hypanus sabinus (Atlantic stingray)
Lineage: Eukaryota; Metazoa; Chordata; Chondrichthyes; Myliobatiformes; Dasyatidae
Product: zinc finger protein 239-like
Exons: 3
Coding region: 945-1496 (183 amino acids)
Biological process (GO): regulation of transcription by RNA polymerase II
Molecular function (GO): DNA-binding transcription factor activity, RNA polymerase II-specific; RNA polymerase II cis-regulatory region sequence-specific DNA binding
Source: RefSeq, a predicted model, not a curated record